Molecule: messenger RNA, 252 nt
Organism: Baudoinia panamericana UAMH 10762
Lineage: Eukaryota; Fungi; Ascomycota; Dothideomycetes; Mycosphaerellales; Teratosphaeriaceae
Exons: 1
Coding region: 1-252 (83 amino acids)
Source: RefSeq, a predicted model, not a curated record
AUGUGUGCUCUGUACCCGAGAACCACUCCAUCAAGAUGGAACUGCCUGCCUGCUCGCAAGCAAUGGCUUCACACUGGUCAGACUGACGUGCUUAGUUCAGUCCGGAUCCCUGGAUCUGACGGUCCAUCCUCAUCCUCGACAUCAAGCAAGUUCGUUUCGGUGUCAGCCGGCAGGCGCUUCGUCACGCUGGUUUCGACUGCCCCUCCAAACGCUACUACACAACCCUCGCUGUAUUUGGACUUGCCUUGGUAG